AAAGGCAUCUCUGGAGGAGUCUCGAGCGAGGAGCUCUGCUGAAGAGAUCUUGAGAAGCCUUAAGGAAACCACGAAGAAGGAGCGUAAGGUCCACCAGGACGCAAUCGGGUCGAGCCGAGCUGAGAAUGAGGCGCUGAAAAAGGUGAGGCGCUGAAAUGCGCGCCCCAACAUUGCCAACAAAGCCUGAAGGAACCACGUGUGAUACAGCAGCACGCCGAAAGAAGUGAAGUUUGUUUGUGUGUUCGAACGCAGCUCAGCAGUUCCUUCUGUGCACAAUGUUCUCAAAGGCAUCUCUGGAGGAGUCUCGAGCUCGGAGCUCGGCUGAAGAGAUCUUGAGAAGCCUUAAGGAAACGGCGGAGAAGGAGCGUCAGGUCCACCAGGACACAAUCAGGGCCCUCCGCAGCCAGCUGGAGGGGAAGACCCAGGAGAUGAAAGAGAUGGAGAGCAGUCUGAAAAAGGAACUGGCUCAGAAGGACGCGGUCAUAAAGAAGGAAUUUGAGAACAGACAGCGAAGAUUAAAACUGGCAGUGGCAAAACAGGUCCAGAUGGACAAAAUGCAGUAUAAUAACACCGCUGCCCAUACGCGUUCGGUGGCGUACCACCAAGCAGAGAUGGCGCUGGCGCGGCAGAGGAGCAAACUUGCGGACGUACACAACAAGCUGGAAGAGAUGAGCAACAAGUCCGCGGUGCAUUCUGGGAAAUCGGAGACGCCCCAGAAACGUCAGGCGGCCCCUCGCGAAACGGAUGGUUCUAGUAACACCGGUAAUCCCUCCUCUACCAAUGGGCAUAGGCCAACUUCUGAUGAACGGGCUGCGGGUCAGGACAGGGACGGGGGACAGCAGGCCGGGGGAUGGACCACCGUGCAAGGUCGCAAAGGUCAACGAAAAAAAGCCCUGCUCCUGACCACCAACAGGAAAGCUUAAAAAAAAGCCCUGCUCCUGACCGCCAACAGGAAAGCUUAAAAAAAAGCCCUGCUCCUGUCCACCAACAGGAAAGCUUAA
Anguilla rostrata (American eel) is the source of this 1001-nucleotide messenger RNA. RefSeq lists its product as uncharacterized. The record is from RefSeq and is a predicted model, not a curated record. Lineage: Eukaryota; Metazoa; Chordata; Actinopteri; Anguilliformes; Anguillidae. The coding region runs from base 276 to 923 and encodes 215 amino acids. The transcript has 7 exons.